AUGGAGAGCAUGAAGCUGGCCGUAUUGUUGUGGUUUGGGAUCCUCAAGUCUCUAUAUGUUUGUUUACAGCGCUACAGCCCAGGCAGUCACUUGUGGGGUUGUUAUUCAGUCGGAAAAUAUUUGUCUCACCGUUACUUUUGUGUAUGGAUUCAACUUAUUGGAGGAUCGUCAGUGUCUCUGGGAGGGUCUGUGGAGCUUCACGAUUCUACCCCAGUUUCUUGGUUUCCUUGGGCUGUCCUCGGAGACUUCAACCAGAUGAUGCGGACUUCCCAUCAUUCUAACCAUUUGUCCUCUUGGGUUGACGAAGCUGGCAUCGAAGAUGCAAAUCUAUGUCUCCAGGACGCUCAGCUUUUUGAGGCACAUUUUAAGGGGCCUCCUUUUACUUGGAGGAACAGUCAGGAUGAAAACCCCAUUUCUACUAGGAUUGAUCAUGCUCUAAUAAAUCAUCAUUGGAGUACAAAGUUCCCUGAUUCUUUUGCGGAUUUCUUGGACCCGUCGCAGUCUGAACACGCUCCAUGUUUAUUUCGGCUACCUUCAGCAACCCGCCGGGUUUGCAAACCUUUCAAGUUCUAUCAUCAUGUUGUGGAUCAUCCUCAAUAUAAUGAUAUAGUCUCAGGGUCAUGGCAGUGUGAUCAGAUUACCGGUACUAAUCAGUUCAAACUGGUCCGUUCUAUGAAAUUGUUGAAAGGGGGUUUGAAGAGGUUAAAUAAACAGCAUUUCAGUGGAAUCUCUCAAAGGGUUAAGGAUCAGUCGGUGGUUGUAGUGGACCUGCAACGAUCUCUUUUAACCUCACCUGAUAUUGUUACUGCUAGAGAAGAACAUGUUCAAAGACAGAAGUUAAAUGUCCUUCUUACGGCGGAGGAGAAGUUCUACAAGCAACGUUCUAGAGUGAGAUGGGCGGAUGUGGGUGAUCGAAAUACAGUUUUCUAUCAUCGGGUGGUCUCUCAACAUCAGACAAGGAACCACAUACACUAUCUAAAGGAUGAAUCUGAUCACUUGUACCUUACUACUGAUGAUAUCAAAUCACAUUCAGCUGCUUAUUUUCAGAGCAUUCUUGGCAAUACUGAUCUACCUAUUUCAUCAGCGACGAUUCCUGACCUGUAG
Messenger RNA from Brassica napus (rape), 1104 nucleotides. RefSeq lists its product as uncharacterized. The transcript has a single exon. The coding region runs from base 1 to 1104 and encodes 367 amino acids. Lineage: Eukaryota; Viridiplantae; Streptophyta; Magnoliopsida; Brassicales; Brassicaceae. The record is from RefSeq and is a predicted model, not a curated record.